Messenger RNA from Dovyalis caffra, 195 nucleotides. NCBI's taxonomy places the organism in Eukaryota, Viridiplantae, Streptophyta, Magnoliopsida, Malpighiales, Salicaceae. The record is from the annotation of a GenBank genome assembly.
AUGGAGAGGGAAGGUCUUUUCAAUGGCAACAGUAGUGUUGAUUUGGACAGGGUUGCUCUGUACUGCAUGUGGCAAUCUGUGGUGGCUGAGACAGCUCUCACUGCUCUAAGCUCUCGGCUUUUGCUUCUCUUUAAGAUUUCACCUAUGUUGGAUGUUAAUGUGCUCGCAGAUUUGACAGCAACUGAUAAUAGGUAA